Molecule: messenger RNA, 2200 nt
Organism: Cyclopterus lumpus (lumpfish)
Lineage: Eukaryota; Metazoa; Chordata; Actinopteri; Perciformes; Cyclopteridae
Gene: prkar2ab
Product: protein kinase, cAMP-dependent, regulatory, type II, alpha, B
Exons: 10
Coding region: 456-1640 (394 amino acids)
Biological process (GO): regulation of protein phosphorylation
Cellular component (GO): cAMP-dependent protein kinase complex
Molecular function (GO): cAMP-dependent protein kinase regulator activity
Source: RefSeq, a predicted model, not a curated record
GUAGACCCAGUUAAUCUCGUUGUCAUAAAGAUAUAAUAAAUCAUGUCAAUAUAAAUUAAUGUUGAUAUUUCUAUAAAUGGCUUUUCGACCUGCAGCUUUUAACACUCCAAAUCUUUGAAAUCACUUGAACUUUUUCUCUCUCUGUCUCUCUAUCCCCCCAUCCCCCAUUUGCCAAAUCAUCCGGUUCUCAGUUGUAAUCCAUCGGACAGCCUUUAAUUACAUCUGAUGUGAAAAGACCAGGUCAAUACUUUCCGACAGGCCGUGCAAAAUAAAGAAAUCAAUAAGCUUCUGAACCAUGGGGCGAGAGGAGGGGGAGUCCGUUUGCUCCACCCAGAAGUAUGUUGAUCAAAUCCGUGGGACAAGCUGAUGCUUAGAUAUUUUAAAAUAGUUGAUGUUUAGAGUUGAGGUUAUUUGUGAGCUAUCAAACUCCAACCGGUGAUCUCUGAACCUGUACGAUGAGUAACGUGGAGAUACCAGCUGGGUUGAAAGAGCUGCUGCAGGGAUACGCAGUCGAGGUGCUUCGCCGCAAGCCGCCGGACUUGGUUGAAUUUGCUGUGCAGCAUUUUACACGACUUUUGGAGGGCCAAAGAAACGACCACGGAGCCAAGAAGCGCAGCGCCAAACCUGCAGGGAAAGGAGUGACCUUUGACACAAAGUCAAAUGAGCCCAAACAGGUUGAUGAAGAGGAGGAGGAAGACACUGUUAAGUCCACCACCAGUAAAUACAAUCGCAGAGUUUCAGUUUGUGCAGAGGCGUACAACCCUGAUGACGAAGAGGACGACGAUGCAGACCCUCGGGUUGUGCAUCCAAAAUCAGAUGAGCAGCGUCUCAGACUUCAGGAUGCGUGUCAAGACAUUUUACUGUUUAAAACACUGGAGCAGGAGCAGUUCUCUGAGGUUUUGGACGCCAUGUUCGAGGUGUUGGUCAAAGCUCAGGAGCACAUCAUAGUCCAAGGAGACGAUGGAGACAACUUCUAUGUCAUAGAGAACGGUGUUUAUGAUAUUUUUGUGCAGAAGGACAGAGUGAGUGUGUGCGUUGGAAAGUAUGACAAUAAGGGCAGUUUUGGUGAACUGGCUCUCAUGUACAACACGCCGCGAGCUGCUACAAUCAUUGCUACACAGGACGGCGCCCUGUGGGGCCUGGAUCGAGCCACAUUUCACAGACUGAUUGUUAGAAAUAAUGCGAAGAAGAGGAGGACGUAUGAGACCUUCAUCGAGUGUGUUCCUCUUUUGAAGUCUCUUGAGCUCUCUGAGAGGAUGAAGAUUGUAGAUGUUGUGGGAGCACGAGUGUUCAAAGAUGGAGAGUGCUUAAUAACGCAGGGGGAGGAGGCCGCCUGUUUCUACGUUGUGGAAUCAGGAGAGGCGAAGAUAAUGAUAAAAAGCAAAAUGAAGGCAGUCCAGCAGGACAACAUAGAGGUCGAGGUGGCUCGUUGCUCUAGAGGGCAGUAUUUUGGGGAGCUGGCACUGGUCACCAACAAACCUCGUGCAGCAUCAGUUUACGCUGUGGGAGAAACCAAAUGUUUGGUAAUUGACAUCCAGGCUUUUGAGCGUUUGCUGGGACCCUGUAUGGACAUCAUGAAGAGGAACAUUUCCCAGUAUGAAGAUCAGCGGGUGGCACUUUUUGGCUCCAGUGUAGAUUGAAACAAGGGCAUACUUUUAAAAUAAAGCAGUAUUUAAGUACACAGUGAACUCCCCUUGAGGUAAAUGUAAUUUAGAGCCUUCCUUUUUAAAUCCAGCAACAUGUAUUGAACUCCUAGACUGUCAGACUCACGAUUGUCAGUUUAAAAUGAUAUCAACAUUAAUGCAGAACCAGAGAAAUCCAAUUGUUUUUGUUCAUUUUCAAAUAUGUAGUCUGCAGAACCAACUGAAGCGUUGAUCAACAUUCAUGCAGCGCCCUUUGGAGACACAAUAGUGUUCACAUAUGUAGUAAUAUUCCCCAGACUUUGAGAUGUAAAGUAAAUAUUAGAAUCGCAAAUAAAUUAAUCCAAAUUUUUUUAUAUAUGGAGGCACAGUUCUGCAAUUGUAGUUUCCUUGAACAGAAUUCAUGGUAAUUUGUCGUUAGUCACUGCUUGAUUAUUUGAUCAAACAAAGGUGCCGCACCAUUUGGCUUUUGAACUCAGCAAACAACCCCUUCUGAUGUUGUAUGGUAUGAAAUGUAACCUUUUUUUUUAAUAACUGGCAUGUCUUGAGCAUUAACGUUA